UAUAGUGAUCUGUGCACAGAACGAGCAAGGUCGCACGCAAAGCUGAUUUGUUUAUUUUGUUUUGUAAUAAGUUAAAAAAGUUAUUUUUAGUAAAAUAAUUACAAAAUAAAAUACACUCCAUUGAAUAAACUCCUCUCAGCUAUCAUGGAAGAAGUUUCUUUACAUAUCGAUGAACAAAUAUUCAAAGUCAAAAAAGAAGUUCUUUGUGAACAUAGCGAUUAUUUUCGCGCUAUGUUUAGCGGGAAUUAUGUUGAAAAUGAAAAGCAAGAUAUCAAAAUUGAUGUAGUGGAUGCAAAUUCCAUGAAGAUAAUUCUUCAGUAUAUGAAUAUAGGUCUCAUAGACUUAUCUGAAUACACACUAACUGCUAUAGCUGAGCUCUCGGUUGCUGCUAAUUUUCUUCAGAUACCGGAACUUAUCAAACAAAUAGAAUAUUGCUUAGAUCUUCAGUUAUCUGUGUCUACCUGGAUGCAGACUAUGGAUAUAGCUGAAUCAUCAUCAUAUUCAAAAUUAGAACAGCUAUCAGCUGCUUUUGGUUUACUUUCUUUUAAAACUAUGAGGCCAGAGUAUGUGCCAUCCAUAAAGAAACUCUAUUGGUACUUAUCACAUCCAUACUUAGAUGCUCCAAAUGAGUUGGAUGUGUUUAAGUUUGGUUUACAAUGGAUUUCUACAACGGAGACUGGAGCUGAUGCUUUAAUGUUACUUUUGUGCUGUUUAGACAUUAAAAGGCUUACAACACCUGAAUUGAGGGAGAUGAAGAUCUUAGUUGCAGAUCAUGCAAAGAGUCUUGCAUCAAAAGUAGUACACUUUCUGUAUGAACUGUCACUUGGAGAUUAUGAGUUAACAACAUCAGUUCUAUUAAACCAAAAGUCCAUAUUAUGUGAUAUGUUCACAGAGAGAGUAUUCAAUGAGGUGUUCAAUUUAGUGAAAGAAAAUAAAGGAAGAGAAUUGGCUUACAUUCCAUCAAUACCUGUGUGGAUGAUCAAGGAUACUAAGCCUGAAGUAAUACCACACUAUAUGUAUACUUUUACAGAAGAAAAGGGUUUUGAAAAGUGGAUAGAAAUAGCUGAAAAAAAUUUAUGGGGUUGGAGUAUUGUAGAGUGGGGACCAACUAGACUUGUCGUUGUGUGCGGUGAACAUGGAAAAGGUACAGGGUUGUUCAUGAAGGAUGUCAAAGUUUAUGAUACAUUGAGGAAGGAAUGGACUCAUCAUGGAGUGGAAUUGCCAUCAAGAAGACAUGGUGGUGUGACUAUAAUUGGUGAUGCAUUGUAUAUGGUUGGCGGUGUAGGUGGGUUUAGGGUAGUCCUAGAUACGGCAGUUGUGUAUGAUUUGAAACAAAGAACCUAUAGAAAAAUUGCAAAAUUACCUGACACAAUCCAGAAUCCAGCUGUUUGCUCACACAAUGAUUCUGUCUAUGCAGCAGGACAUAAAAAUAUAUACAGAUAUGAGGAGGUCGAGCAGUCUGACAGAUGGAGUAUGGUGAUUGGUACAGAGUUCCGGACAAGUUGUAUGGUGUCAUUCCGGAAUUACAUUUACUGCACUCAGAAUUAUUUCAGCCACAUGCACCGAUUUAGGCCAGAUAUUGACACUAAAUUGGAACUGAUAACUUAUUUUACUAAUCCACCUGCUGCAAUUUGUCAUUUAGGUAAUAUACGUCUCAUAGUGUUUACAAGAACCAUGUGCGGGCAAGCGGACAUUUUAGCUGUGGAGGAGUAUACAGGGGUCAAUGCAGAUGAUCUUCCUAGAGUCUUAUGGUCGGAAUCCAACACGGCCAUGAAAGUGAAUGAUGUGGCCGGCUGCUGUACUCUGGUCAUGACCAUACCACCAGUAUACCCAGAGCAACCUCAGUACCACAAACGUUAUUUGACUCCUUAUACGGAUCUGUCAUAAAAGGCUUUUUUUCUGUAAUGGUGUCUACCUAGUCAUAAUAAUAAUUAGCAAAAAAGGAAAAUCAAAUUCCACUAUGUAAAUUAAAUACAAAAGUCAAUGGACUAUUUGGAUGCUCAAUGUCACUGUAUUAUUCCAAAAAGUGCAUAAAAAUUUGUUUUUACGUUUUAGCAUUUAAUGCCUUUUUGUUUUUUAAAUCAAAAAUUGUGAGACUGAAACAUUACGAAUGUUCAAAAGUGAUAUAAUUGUAAGUGAAAGUUGUCAACGUCAUGAUAAAAUAAAAAUGCAUGUUUAAUUAAUUUGUUAUUCAUUUACAUUUAUUCUAAGGUUCAUUUACACACAGACAAUAUUAUUGUGUACAUACAUUUUGUACAGUAGUCUUAAAAUUAUAAGGCAAUUUAGUUAAUACUCAUCUGUUGAUCUAUAAAUAUAUAUAUAUGUGACAGCAUCAUAUGCGCGACUUCGUUAGACUAGGCGUCCACAAUAAUAAAAUUAUAUUUUUCAAUUUACGUUAACAACAAAUAUUAUUUUGCAGGUAAAUUCUAUAGUCAUUCAUUUGUUAACAUUAAAGUACUUACGGCUAACGCAUGCAUAGCAAAUUUAAUAUUAUUUACAUACUGAAUGUUAAAAUCGGAUAAUAAUACAUAUAAAAAUUUAAGGCCACUCCAGUCAUUAUACCGUUUUAAGCACCAUCUUGUGCAUUCAUAUAAUUACAUAAUGGCACUUAAUUGAUGAUUGCAGAUUAUAAAACGUGAAAUUAUAAUUAAACAUUAUAGAAUAACUUAUAAACUUAUUUGAUAUAUUUAUAAAAAGCUUCAUAACAACUCAUCAGGCAAAUAAAUUUGCUAAUUCUGAAUUAAAUGAUGUGUAUAAUAGGGAAGCAUUGUUACUGCGUCAAAAAUAUUAUUUGGCAUAUGUUUGCUAAAUAUAAAUGGAAGCACUACCUACUUAAGAAAUAUGACGGCAUACUAGAAUAUACAAAAUCUCUGUACCUAUCACCAAAAUAUGUAGUAGGUAAAAGCAAGUUUAUCAAAAUCUUAUGUAAAGGCACAUCACAUAAGUCCUGUUCAUAUCUCUAUUAUCCAUAAUAUAUGUAAUUUCUUAAAUUAUUAUUAAAAACCACUUCACAGUAUCGAGUUGAACAGAUCAAGUAAUUCUCUUAAUUCUACACCAAAACUUCAUUUUAAUAAACAACACUGCAUGUGAUUGUAACAACAAGUUCUCAUAAUAAUUUAUUUAAUAAAAAAAAAAUAUGUAACAUAAUUCAUUAGCAUUUCAUAAAUUUCAUAAGAAAUUUGAAUAGUCAAACAAUAGAAAAAAAAUACUUUAAAUAAAAAAAAACUAGAAUCAACAUAAAUUGUGAUUCUAUUAACUCUCACAUUUUCACGUAUGUUGCUCCUCCUAAAAGAUAACACUAUCUCUUUACGUCCAUCCUCCGGUGAGUUUGUGGAAUGAUUCUUCGUCCAACUGUUGGUUGGCAUCCUUCGAUCGCAUCGAGAGGAAUAUAUAGCCUCCGAUGAACUCGUGCACCACCUUGCAGUCCGCAGACUGGACAGAGAAUAUGAUGCUGCCCUCUUCAAAUUGCACCAUCAUGUGUUUUAUUUCCCAGUUAACGUUCCAUGCCUUCAUAGUGCUGAAGCGCCAGGUCUUGAUAUGGUCUCCGGUGCUGGGGUCUAAUCUCAUGAUGCGGUUGUUCGCGAUGCUAAUUAUUUCGUCUUUCUUAUGUCCCAUGAAUCGCACCACGAACAAAGACUGUCCGUAGUCGGGUAAAUUCUGCCAGGUCUUGAUGUAUUGCAGUUUGGCUUCCAGCAGAGGCAGGUCUUUGACGUUCGCGUGGCUUUCCAGCAGGCGUUGCGUGAACUUGCCGCGGUGCUUGCGCAGGUAGCGCGGCGCUAUAUAGUUGUCGGGCUGCAGGUGGUCGGGGUGCGGCAGCGCGGUGGGCGGGAGGGGCGCGGCGCCGGCGCGCGGUCGCUGCAGGGCCAGCAGGGCGCGCACUCCGCUCGCCUCGGACGCGAACGACGGGUCGGCCAACGAGCGGCCCCGAGCGCCUAGACGGCAGGCCGCUACCCACUCCGCGUACGAAUCCUCAUUUUCGCAUUUCAGCCACAUCUCAUGCAUGGCAUCUUCAGACGGAACUUCCAGUUUGAUGCUAUAUCUUCCGGACGCCGGGUGAGCGUCUGGUGUUACCUCUGCUCCUCUCAAUUCCACAGAAUAGGAAGGGGCUUCCCCUUUGGCAGCAGCCUCGCGCGACGAAUGUAUACGAAGGACCCCAUCGCGACAUGACACCCAGCCACGCUUAUAAGCUUUCAGUGUGAACCGUUUGGGCCUAAGGUACUUGAGGUAUGCUGCCAACUCCGGCACGUGCGUGAUAUCUUGCCUCGUAGGCGGACCGCCUUCGAGCUGUGCUUGUAAUUCGCUGAGAGCAGCUUCUAUCUCGUCUUCUGGAGCCGGUGUGUUGGAACUGUUGUGGGAACCGUCUGCCGCCUCCAUACUUCCCCCGGCCAGGGUUUGGAGUUCGAUUUGAAGCUGGAGGGCGGCGAACAGAAGCAUCUCCUCCUCAGUGCAAUGAACCUCCUGGUUGAGGAUCUGCCAGCGCGCCUGCUGGUAUAACUGGUUGAGGCGCGGAGCGUCUGCAGGCCUGGCCGACAGCUCAUAGAACGAGUAGAACUUGAAGCGGAGCUGGAGGAUAUCCCAUUCGCGGAUAAACUGCUCCAUUAUGGAGAGGGACGAGUCCAACCACCCAACGUUCAUUCUGGCGCGCUCCAUGAGGGAUUUAGGCGAGAGCAGCGACUCCCGGGACUGUGUGUCUGUGACCGGCGAGUCAGCCAGCGACAGGUCUGCGAGUGAAUCAAGCGCGUCCAGCGACGCGGCGCGCGGCGGGGUGCCGCAGUAACCGCCAUCGCUGGAUCCGUCGCUUUGUGUGCUGUAUAUGUGCCCGCCGUAUCGACGUAGCGUGCCAUUGUGUUGUGACGCCACUGGUGUAGCGGACAAGGACCUGGGCGGUGGCGGCGUCGCUGGACACUGGCCAUUCGACCUAUCCAAACUGUUGGAAGAACCUCGCGUGGCCGCUAUGAAAGUGUUCGUGUCUGGGGGGGACUUUAUCCGUUUGGCCUCUUUGAGGUUCUGGUAGUUCUGUUUCAGAUGCGACGGCUCCAGUGGGUAGCAGAGGGACAGUUCCUCCGGAUGCCUUAUGCCUAAGCUUUUGCAAAGCUGUACCACUGCACUAAACGUGUCUAUGGAGAAGUCGAUCUUGCAGUCGAUGUAUCUCAGGUCGGGCAGCUGGAUGCGCAGGGGCUUGUGCAUGGGUGUGAAGUGGAGAGCGGCGUCCGCGUGCACUCCGUACUGGUCCAGGGUAUGUUUUGGCCGUGAGAGCCACUUGUUGCGCGCCGGCCACCAGAGGGCGUGGUCCGACCAAUCCUUCUUGAAGUCU
Chilo suppressalis (striped riceborer) is the source of this 5314-nucleotide messenger RNA. NCBI's taxonomy places the organism in Eukaryota, Metazoa, Arthropoda, Insecta, Lepidoptera, Crambidae. The record is from the annotation of a GenBank genome assembly.